This is a messenger RNA of Camelina sativa (false flax), 2589 nucleotides long. NCBI's taxonomy places the organism in Eukaryota, Viridiplantae, Streptophyta, Magnoliopsida, Brassicales, Brassicaceae. The record is from RefSeq and is a predicted model, not a curated record.
AUGUCGACCUCCGUUCAGCCGUUGGUUUCUCGUGCUACCACUGCUGCUGAAGCAUGGGAAACACUCGCUGCAAUAACCGAAGUUCAUGAACGACUCCGUAAUCGAGAAGUCACACUCCAAACUGCAAUCACAACUACGCCAUUCCCAGUCUCUGCAAAUGUUGCUCAAUACCAUCGUCGUAGCGACUACAACAACAACAACAACUACACCUAUCGCAAUCACAACCGCUCUUCCCGCUCCAACAGCAACAACAACAACUGGCUGUAUCUAGGCAAAUGUCAAAUCUGUCACACACAGAGACACAGUGCUCGCCGCUGUCCGCAGCUCCACUCGAUUCAAGCCUCCGCUCCACCACGUUACAACACCUCAUUUACUCCAUGGCAGCCACGCGCAAACAUGGUGGCUACUACAUCGCCUCCGGCCAUUUCAGAUAGUGGUGCAACUCACCACAUCACAUCUGAUCUCAACAACCUCGCUAUUCACCAGCCAUACAAUGGUGGCGAUGAUCUCACCAUCGCCUAUGGCUCGACCAUGCCAAUCACUCACACGGGUGAAGGAUCUUUGUACGGGGUCCCAUUACUCCAAGGUCGGACUGCUAAUGAGUUGUAUCAAUGGCCUAUGACGAGUCCCAAUGUUGUUGCAAUGAUGUCUGCUGCUGGUCCACGCCCAAGCCUUCUCUCUUGGCACUACUGUCUUGGCCAUCCAACCUCUACUAUUUUACAUGCUAUUACUUCUCCCAUUCUCUCUCACCAAAACUACAAAUAUUACCUUAUUGUUGUUGACCAUUUCACCCGCUAUACAUGGUUCUACCCUCUUAAACGGAAGUCCGACGUGAAAAAAAAAAUUAUUGCCUACAAGGCUCUUGUUGAGAAUCGGUUUCAAACACGUCUUGGCACUUUGUUCACGGAUAAUGGGGGUGAGUUCAUCGCUCUACGGCGCUUUCUCUCAACAUAUGGUGUCUCACAUCUCACUUCUCCACCCUAUACUCCUGAACACAACGGUGUGUCGGAACGGAAGCAUCACCACAUUGUCGAAACUGGUUUGAUGCUUAUGUCCACCGCGUCGGUUCCUAAAAGAUAUUGGCCAUAUGCUUUUGCAACUGCUGUCUUCCUCUUCAAUCGGAUGCCAACUCCAGUUCUGUCCAUGCAGUCUCCGUUCCAGAAGCUCUGUCAAACAUCACCAAACUACGCAAAACGUCGGGUUUUUGGCUGCCUCUGUUUCCCUUGGCUACGACCAUACGCACACCACAAACUUGAUGAUCGGUCUCAACGUUGUGUCUUCCUUGGCUACUCGAUGAUGCAAAGUGCCUAUUAUUUCCUCCAUGUUCCCACCGGUCGAGUGUAUACCUCUCGCCAUGUCCAAUUCAUCGAAGAUGUCUUCCCUUUUCGUGAUCUUCCAAAACUGCCGGCUACAACAGAUUCCGUCUCACCGGCUCCGGUCCCGCACUCACCGGUUCUAGUCCAACUACCUCUGGUUGCUCCAUCACCAGCACCUCCACCUCUGGCCCAACAGCAACAAACACAAACCCACCACCCUACGACCAACCCAGCACAGCCCACGAACAACGUUGUGUCUCCGUCUUCGCCAACAGCUUCUCCGCCUCCGAGUUUGGGACCCCUGGACUCGAACCUUUGCCACUCCACCUCGAAAUCAUCUCAGGUAUUGUCUUCUAAGUCUUCUUCUUCUUCUUCUCCCUCUCCUACGGAGCCUACUGCUCCACAAGAAAAUGAGAUGAGACCCACAUCUCAGCCACUCCCUAAGUUUAAUGAGCCUACUACUCCACCUCAAAAUGAGUUGCGUCCCACAACUCAGCCACGACCACAAACUAACAUCGUUCCGCACCGAGCCCGUCCAAUUCAACCACAGAACCAAACAACGACUAUUGAACCACCACAAAAUAACCACAAUAUGCAAACCCGUGCCAAAAACAGAAUCACCAAACCAAACACCAAACUUUCUCUUCAUGUUGUCGCUUCUCCUAUCUCCCUAAAGGAACCUACAACCAUUGCACAGGCCUUGAAAGAUCCGAACUGGAGUCCUGCUUGCUCCAAGGAAUAUGAUGCUUUGACUAUCAACCAUACUUGGGAUCUUGUUCCACCUAAUGCUCACCAAAACAUUGUUGGCUGUAAGUGGGUUUUCACAACUAAAUUUCACGCCAAUGGUGUUCUCGAUCGUUACAAGUCACGCUUGGUUGCAAAGGGCUUUCAUCAACAAUAUGGUAAGGACUAUGCAGAGACCUUCAGCCUGGUAAUCAAAUCUACCACCAUUCGUCUUGUUCUUGAUGUUGCUGUUAAGAAGUCCCGGCCACUCAAACAACUUGAUGUCAACAAUGCUUUUCUCCAAGGUGAUCUCACUGAAGAAGUAUACAUGUCCCAACCACCUGGUUUUGUUGACAAGGACAGACCUCACCAUGUUUGUCGUCUCCGCAAGCCUAUCUAUGGCUUAAAGCAAGCGCCUCGUGCGUGGUGCAUGGCAUUGAAGCAACACUUACUGGACGCAGGUUUCACCAACUCACUUGCCAUGCAUCUUUGUUUAUUCACGGCUCUGGCUCCACUAUCACUUAUGUUCUGGUCUAUGUCGAUGACAUAA